Messenger RNA from Brettanomyces bruxellensis, 1596 nucleotides. RefSeq lists its product as uncharacterized. Bases 1 to 1596 code for a protein of 531 amino acids. NCBI's taxonomy places the organism in Eukaryota, Fungi, Ascomycota, Pichiomycetes, Pichiales, Pichiaceae. The transcript has a single exon. The record is from RefSeq and is a predicted model, not a curated record.
AUGCCAGAAAAUACGUUCAUUGUUUUUACCGAAUCUUCGACAACAUAUUUAUAUGCGAUUAAUCCCAAAACCAAUAAACCCGAAAGAAAUGGUUCUUUUGACACUUCAUUGACUUUGGAAACUUCAGAUGAUGAGUACGUUAGAAAAAGUAAGAUAUCAGACUGGGUACAUAGCGAACUUGACAGCGCUAUAUUAAUUUCUUAUGUCGCCAUGAUAACCUCAAAAAACCGCGUAAUUCUGAAGGCAUUGAACUUUGAUACCAGAUCUAAGAAACUUUUUGUUGAUUCGACAUUCACAAAGAUACUUGACUACAAUUCUAGAAUAUCUGCAGUUAAAUUUAAGAAAGUCGGUGAAUCUCAAAUUGUUUUGUCAACUGUGUCAACGAAUAAGAUAAAAUUUAUUAUUUUAAGUGACAAGAAGCAUAUUCAAUUACUUGAAAGAGACUUAUUUGGAAACAAUUUUCAAUGCAACUCUUUGACCCAGUUUGUGAUUAAUCGAGAUGCGGACUCCCAUGUCAUCUUAUAUACCUUUAUAUCUGACAUGCUUUCAAACUUUGUUUAUCUUAAGAUUGAUCUUCCAUCGAAAAGCUCUUUUGCAAAUUGUGGUCCAAUUUAUGGUAAAAAAAUGAAUUAUAGAUCAGUGAUUCAAGCAACGGAAAACUUACCAAUUUUUGACCAUCUUAAUGGAUUAAGGAAAAAAGGAAGUUAUCGAGUACUUUCCAUGGAAAUAGAUCCAUCAGGAAAGUUUUUAGGCUUGUUGACAUCAUUAUUUGAUCGUACGCAGCCUGUAGAUGGUCGCAUAGUGUCGCAUCAUGAUAACAUAUACUUUUCUGUUGUUCCAGUUACAAAAUCUAAAUUGGAUUACUCUAUAUUUCACAAUCUGAAUGUAUUCAGUUGUGUUCAAAGCUCUCCUCUCUUGAAGGUUCAAACAAUGAACUUCACAAAAUAUUUAGACAGGCAUGAUGCGGAUAACAAAACAAUAGAUGUUGAAAAGCAGGAAAUUUCCGAUGGAUCUAUUGUUGUUCCAUUUGAGGAUGGAAUGAGCUGCGAAGCCUAUCUACAAAAAAAUCUUAUACUAUCCCCACAAUCCGAACAAGUAAGGAUAAAUAAUACUUUGAUGACUUUGAUAAACCAAUCUCAAGAUGAUGGCAACGAGCUCAGAUUAGCAAGGUUAAUAAUUGAACUGGUGAGAACAAAGAGAGUGGAAAUGAGUUCCGUAUAUGAUAGAUUGAUGUGCCGACAAUUUCUGCGCUUACUUGGAUUGCCGGAAGAAGGCAGUUCGAAUAUCCUUGGAGAUAAGAAUAAUUUAGCUCUUCCUGUUCCCGGUGCUCCUGAUUUAUCCGAAACAUUCACUUUUACCUCUAAUCCGCAACGGGAUUUGAUUAGUACAUCGAUUACGUCGGAGGAAGGUCAUACAUGGAAAGUUUGCGCCCUUACUUUAAUCCCAAUACUGAGCCCUAAAAUUAGAAUAUGCAAUUAUUGCGGCUCUCGAGUUUUACGGGUGCCUGAAGGAUUUUCUUAUGGCACAAUAACGGACUUUGUUCUUAACAGUUUGAGAGUAUGCAUCAUAUGCGGAGGUCGUUAUCAUGAAAGUUAA